This is a messenger RNA of Lutzomyia longipalpis, 2343 nucleotides long. RefSeq names its product N-acetylgalactosaminyltransferase 6-like. The transcript has 4 exons. The record is from RefSeq and is a predicted model, not a curated record. Gene Ontology annotation, cellular component: Golgi apparatus. NCBI's taxonomy places the organism in Eukaryota, Metazoa, Arthropoda, Insecta, Diptera, Psychodidae. The coding region runs from base 285 to 2105 and encodes 606 amino acids.
GACAGUUCUCGGCAGUCACAGCGCAAAUUCACAUUCCAUUUUAACACGAACAAAUCAAACAAGCAAUAUAAAAAUUAUUAUUAUAGUUCUUAUAUAUAAUUUUAUUCCCCUAAAAUAUCAUAAACUAUAUCUUUUACAACUGUACUAAACAACAAUUGCAAAUGUGAUGAAAACAAGCCACGUUGAACAUUUUCAAUUUAACUUUAAAAAAUAAUACCUUGCAGUAUUAGACGGUAUUGUGUCUGAUUCAUGUUUCCACAUUCCAGAGCCACACAUUUGGAAGGAUGCGACGCAACUCAACUAGACUCAUCAAAUUAUCAAUUAUAUUCUUUAUUGCUGUUAUCCUAAUGGUAGUUCUGUACAAAUCAUUGUACGAUGAUUCAAGGCAUUUACCCGUGAAAAAGGAAAGGAUUCCUGAACACCCCAGGCAUGGAGCCUUCUUCUCAGGUGCACCGAAAAAUGUUAAUAAGAAGAAAAUUGAUUGGCAUGACUAUGAAAUGAUUAAGGCAGACAGUGCUAGACAGGGUGUGGGUGAAAGAGGUUUAGCUGGUCUUGUUUCCGUUGAGGAGAAUGAUCUUAAGGAGUCAAUGUACCGUGCCAAUGGGUUCAAUGCACUUUUGAGUGAUAAAAUAUCAGUCAAUAGGUCCGUUCCUGACAUACGGCAUCCAAAGUGCAAGGAAAAGAAAUAUUACAGCGAACUCCCAUCCGUCAGUGUAAUUGUGCCAUUUUAUGAGGAACAUUGGAGUACACUCCUACGAACCGCCUACAGUGUUCUCAAUCGCUCACCCCCCGAAUUAAUUGCAGAAAUAAUUUUAGUGGACGAUGGGAGUGAGAAAACCUUCCUCAAGGAUCCCCUCGAUCGCUUUGUUGAGUCAAAAUUGCCAAAAGUAAAGGUACUGCACCUUCAUGAGCGACAAGGAUUGAUCGGUGCACGCUUAGCAGGUGCCAAAAAAGCCACAGGUGAUGUAUUGGUCUUUCUGGAUUCCCACACGGAGGCCAAUGUGAAUUGGUUGCCACCACUUUUGGAUCCAAUUGCGGAAAAUUAUCGCGUAUGCACGUGCCCCUUUAUUGAUGUCAUUGCACACGAUACCUUUGAGUACAGGGCACAGGAUGAGGGGGCUCGUGGGGCAUUUGAUUGGCAAUUUCACUACAAAAGACUCCCACUCCUUGAGAAGGAUAAAGCAAACCCCUCUGAACCCUUUGCCAGUCCCGUAAUGGCAGGGGGACUCUUUGCAAUUAGUACGAAAUUCUUUUGGGAAUUGGGUGGAUAUGAUCCAGGAUUGGAUAUUUGGGGUGGUGAGCAGUAUGAGUUGAGUUUCAAGAUUUGGCAAUGUGGUGGGGCAAUGUACGAUAUCCCUUGCUCGAGAGUUGGGCACGUCUAUCGUGGUCCCAUGGAUGCCCGGCCUAAUCCGAGAAAAGUUGACUUUGUAUCACGAAACUACAAAAGGGUAGCCGAGGUGUGGAUGGAUGAAUACAAGAAUUACCUCUAUGAGAGACGUCCAGAAAACUACAAAGGACUCGAUCCUGGUGAUCUGACGGAACAGAAGGCAGUCCGGGAGAGACUAAAGUGCAAACCAUUCAAAUGGUUCAUGGAGGAGGUUGCAUUUGAUCUUAUAAAGAAGUAUCCGCCCGUGGAACCGGCAGACUAUGCAAGUGGUGUCAUUCAGAAUGUUGGGAAUCCCCAUUUGUGCGUUGAUACGCUCAAUGCGGGGAAUGGUGGAACAUUUGGGCUCUUCCCAUGUGCAGCAGAUCACGUACGUCCACAGAAAAAUCAAUGGUGGGCCCUGUCGUGGCGUCAGGAUUUGCGCCAGAAGCACGAGGAGUUCUGCUGGGAUGUAUCCAGCAGCGAAAAGAAUGCUCCAAUUCUUCUCUGGCACUGCCACACACAAGGGGGCAAUCAAUACUUUCGCUAUGAUCCUGUAAAUCAAUGGAUCCUCCAGGGAGUCUAUGAGAGAUGCGUCGAAGGUGAUCCAAUUGAAAAGACGAUCUUUGUUAAUAAAUGUGAUGAGGAUAAUCUGAAUAUGAAGUGGAAAUGGGGAUAUAUUAAUGAAACAGCGCUUGAAUUGUGGGAUGAAGAGAGAAAAAAGAAUGAUAAGAAACACUAAAAAGAAAAUUCAUGGCUCUCAAAAAAGUUCACAAAAGAAAUUCCUGGACCCCAAAAAAGCUCACAAAAAACACGAAUUAUCAAUAAAAUUAAGUAAUAGUAUUCAUAAUAAGGGAUUGAACAGUUUUUAACUUGCCAAUUAUUUUAUAAUUAUACGUAAUUCUAUUGCAAAAAAAAUGUUGUCUAGUCUUAAGAAUCGAUCAUAUCAGAAUAAAGCUCAAAAUUUAUAUAUUGUAGAA